AAUAAGCCAAAAUACCCUUAAUAUCGUCUCGUAUUUUCUACGCGCGCCUUCCCACCCCCUCUCUGUAAUUUGGGAGUCGAAACCAAGAACCAGAAGCAAUGGCUUCUGCAAAUUCGGGUCGGAUCUUCGCCUGCGUUCUCUGGCUUUUUUUUCUCUCGCUCCCGCUUUCCUCCGCCGUCGAACCCUCCAAUGAGCAUUCCUUAGUUAUUUCCGAGUCGGAUAGGUUACAAUUAUCUCGUGGCGCGCCAGUAACCAAUUCUCCUGGCUCCAAGCCUGGCAUUUCAGUGCUGUGUGAAAGAGUUCAUAUCCGUGGAUUGUCAAGGCUUAAAAAUAUUGGGAAGUUUGCCAACACGGUGAAGGUGAAGGUAUCAGGAACAAAUUCAAGCACUCGUAUACCGACCUUUGAGGUUUGUUUCCACAGAAACACAUCUCUUGGGCUAGGGAUGUGCCCUCAAAGCCGUUGGCAGAAGGUUCCCAAGGGCUCCUGGUCAAGGUCCAUGUCACCUUUUGAGCACCAACUCUUAGAUAUACGAACACAUGGUUCAUCCUUAGAGAGCUUGGAGGUGUCCAUUGAAGAAGAAUUUGUUAAAUAUCGAACGACGUUUUUGAUAUUGGGCAUAAUCAUGAUGAGCUUGGCGUCCCUCCUGAGCAAUUCAUUAGUAUUUUAUUACGGCAGUGGAAUGGCAAUUGGGGUGGUCCUUGUAAUAUUGAUUGUACUUUUUCAGGGGAUGAAGCUUCUUCCAACUGGUCGGAAGAAUUCUCUUGCAAUUUUUGUGUACUCAUCUGUGGUUGGUUUGGGAUCUUUUCUCCUCAGCUACCUACCUGGGUUAUUGCGUACAGUACUCAUAGAGAUUGGAAUCAGCGAAGAUAUGUAUAAUCCUUUGGCUAUAUUUCUUCUGGCUUUUAUUUUUCUGGCUGGAGCAUGGUUGGGCUUCUGGGCAGUCCACAAACUCGUCCUUACAGAAGAUGGAUCAAUCGAUAUAAUGACAUCUCAGUUUGUCAAUUGGUCCAUCAAAAUUCUGGGUGCUACUUUGAUUUUUCAGGUACAGUCUGUCGAUCACCUACUGGCAACAGAAGCUAUAGUAUUUGGAUUUGUCGUCUCUGCUAUACUAAAGAAAAUCUUUAGAUGGAGAUUCCUUCGUCGCGAAAUCGCUGAAACACCCAAAAAGAACCGCCGCAGAUUGGAAAUUCCUGAUCCUCCGCCUUCUCCGCCUUCUCCACCUUCAGAUGCAUGGUUAUUUCCUUCUACCUUCCACACCACACCUGAAAGGAGAAAAUACUCGAAAGAAGAGUGGGACGCGUUCACCAGAGACACAACAACAAAAGCCUUGCAGGAACUUGCUUCUUCUCCUGAGUAUCACAGAUGGUGCUCCUCAAAUGUAGAAAGAAUCAGCGUCGCUCCCCGGAGCACUAGAAAAGUUGCUGAUCAACCGCGCCACUGGUGGCUCCUUUGGUUGUGGUAAACAAGCAGCUUACAACACCUCCUUUGCGAAGUCAACAUGGGCAUGGCACAUGCAAGAAAAGGCUGCCGUAUUUCAAAGUUGAGUUGGAAGAAAAUAAAGAUGUGUUGAACGGAUCUGUAAAAUUUGUGGUCUGGACUCAUAGAGAGUAGCAGGAACGGUUGCGAUUUUGUAAAAUUCUUAGUUUUGCGCAGUUGAUGUUUUUUGAGCAACCGGCAUGGAAAUUCUGAUUUCAUUUUGUUCUAAAAGGAGAUUCAGAUUCCUUUCAAUUGAAAGCCGUUAAAAAGAAACAGUUUCUCCCUUAAGAAUGGGGUCAUGCGAACGUUGUAAGCUGUUGUUUAUGGCAGAUAUCAGGUUCACACUGA
Malus domestica (apple) is the source of this 1825-nucleotide messenger RNA. The record is from RefSeq and is a predicted model, not a curated record. NCBI's taxonomy places the organism in Eukaryota, Viridiplantae, Streptophyta, Magnoliopsida, Rosales, Rosaceae.